Ceratina calcarata is the source of this 940-nucleotide messenger RNA. RefSeq names its product UPF0428 protein CXorf56 homolog. The record is from RefSeq and is a predicted model, not a curated record. Gene Ontology annotation, biological process: endoplasmic reticulum membrane organization; endoplasmic reticulum to Golgi vesicle-mediated transport. Lineage: Eukaryota; Metazoa; Arthropoda; Insecta; Hymenoptera; Apidae. The transcript is spliced from 4 exons. Bases 109 to 762 code for a protein of 217 amino acids.
UAGAUGUCGCGACGCCCAUGCGUAGCUAGCGUCAUCACACUGUUUUAAGUUUUGUCGCUUUAUUUACAAGAUCAUUUAUAUCUGUACGUAAACAAUUCUGAGUGAAAAAUGCCGAAAGUAGUUUCAAGAAGUAUAAUAUGUUCAGAUACGAAGGAUCAGGAAGAAUACAGUGAAGAGAAACCAUUGCACAUUUAUUAUUGCUUGUGUGGACAGAUGACAUUAAUUUUAGAUUGUGCCAUAGAAAAAUUGCCUUUGAGAAAAAGGGAUGGUGCUCGAGUCAUUGAUGGAAGUAAACACGCUCAUAAGAUGACUUCUGAACAGGAUGAGACAGUAUAUUUAAAACGACCAGAGGGCAUAGAAAAGCAAUAUCGGCAAAAGUGUAAAAAAUGUGGCCUCUUUCUUUAUUAUAAACAUGAUCAAGCGACGAAUAUUGUAUUUAUUGUAAAAGGUGCAGUGAUCAAAAGUUCUGGAGAAGGUCCAAUGACAGACAUAUACAAUCAAGUGGCUGUUGAAAAACCCAAGAAAAUAAUGGUGACGAAACAUACAAAAAAUAUGGGGAAGUUCAGCUCUGUUACUGUUUCUACAAUUGAUGAAGAAGAAGAUGAGAUUGAAGCGAGAGAAGUUGCUGAUUCGUAUGCUAAUAAUGCACGAAUAAUAGAGAAACAAUUAGAGAGGAAAGGAAUGAAUAAGCGCAAAGCUAUGCCUCCGCCUGAAGCAGAUCCAAAAAGAACGAGACCUCGUGGAACUUUAUUAGAUGUAUAAGAUAUAAUUUAAAUGAAUAUCAUCACAUAAUUAACUUUAUAUAAAAUUGUACAUAGAAAAUUAUAAUUAGACGACGUUGGACAAUUUUUGUAAAGAUCGUAAUUUAUUUUUAUCCUAUCAUGCCAAAGUUUCAAAUAGAAAGUAAUGAUUCACAGAAUUAAACGAUUCUUUAACAUUA